Molecule: messenger RNA, 1215 nt
Organism: Anopheles coustani
Lineage: Eukaryota; Metazoa; Arthropoda; Insecta; Diptera; Culicidae
Product: START domain-containing protein 10-like
Exons: 4
Coding region: 1-1215 (404 amino acids)
Molecular function (GO): lipid binding
Source: RefSeq, a predicted model, not a curated record
AUGGCACGAAUAGCGGACGACAGUGACUUCGAAGCGCUGAAACGACUGGUCGACAAUCACGACGGCUGGACGCUCGAGCUGUCCAAGUCCGACACGCAGGUCUACACGCGACCGGUCGCCGGCUGCAACUUCAACAUGGUCAAGAUCCACACCGAGUUCGCGGACGUCACGGCCGACGUGGUGUUCGACGUGCUGCACGAUCCGGACUACCGGAAGGUCUGGGACUCGCACAUGCUGGCGAGCGAGGAGAUCGGCAUACUCAACGUCAACAAUGACGUCGGCUACUACGCAAUGUCCUGUCCGCCACCGCUGAAGCCUCGGGAUUUCGUCCUGCAACGGUCCUGGCUCGACACCGGUCCCCAGGGCGAACAGAUGCUCCUUUCGCGCUCGGUCCCGCACAAGAACUACCCACCCAAGAAGGGCUACGUACGCGCGAUGUCGUACAUCACCGGGUUCGUGUUGCGGACGAAGGAAAACUCAAAGACUGGCUGUAUACUUAAGUACGUAGCGCACUGCGAUCCGCAGGGUACGCUGCCACCCUGGCUCGUGAACAAGGUAACGCACACGCUCGGCCCACGCAUGGUGAAGGACCUCAAGAAGGCUGCCCUCGGAUACGCCGGCUGGAAGCAAACGCAACCGCACCUGCGGAAACCGUGGCGCUUCCCGGAGGAAAUUCGUUGUCCCAGGAUAUCCAUUGAUGAUUGCCUUGACACGACGGCCGGACCAGUAGCACUUCCUCCAGCGUUAGGAUCGGCAAUGGUCCUGCCACAGAAACCCCAACAGACCAACAGCGGUAGCCAAUCGCAACCGGUGCAAACCACCACGCAACGAAAGCUCCCUCAGCUGAAGACACAAACCAACGGCCGCGUGCUACCGAUACUGCAUAAAAAAGCGCAAUCGACACCCGCCUCGCCGGUGGUGGAGGAGCCCAAAUUUCUGCGCCGGGAAGAUUCGAAGGACAUCAAGCUGGACGCCAAAGAGGGCAAGAAAAAAACGAAGGACACCAAGGACGCCAAAGGUGCCGGCAAGGACGAUAACGCUCCGAAGAGCAUCAAGGAGCUGGAGAAGGAAGCGAAGGCAGCGGCAAAGGAGAGCAAAAAGUUGAGCAAAGCGGCCGCCAAGGAGGCCGCCGCAGCCGAGAGUGCGCUGGCGAAGAAGGACAAGAAGGAGAAGGGACUGACCAAGCGGCGGUCACUGUUGAAUCUUAAGUUUUAG